Molecule: messenger RNA, 324 nt
Organism: Nicrophorus vespilloides
Lineage: Eukaryota; Metazoa; Arthropoda; Insecta; Coleoptera; Silphidae
Exons: 2
Coding region: 1-324 (107 amino acids)
Molecular function (GO): odorant binding
Source: RefSeq, a predicted model, not a curated record
AUGAAGAUACGUUCGUCCGUAAAGAAGCUGAAAGAUUGCAAAGAAUCGAGCAAAGUCGAUCCAGAUUUGGUCACGAAGUCCCAGAAAGGUGAAUACGUCGAGGAUCCGAAAUACAUGAAGUUCUCCUUCUGCAUGACUAAGAGUUUGAACUUAUUAGAUGCCGAAGGGAAUUUUAAGGAGAAGACUUUUCUGAUCAAUCUGAUGGAUAAUGCUUACUUAGUCCUGAAGAGGUGCAAAUCGGAGGGCUUAAAGGAGAACGGAAAUGGGAAGAGAUCUUUCAUCUAUUUGAGAUGUUUGCAUCAUAGUGUGCAUUUUCAUUGUUAA